This is a messenger RNA of Peronospora farinosa, 2142 nucleotides long. The record is from the annotation of a GenBank genome assembly. NCBI's taxonomy places the organism in Eukaryota, Oomycota, Peronosporomycetes, Peronosporales, Peronosporaceae.
AUGCUAAAACGAGCUCGAGCGGUGCAUUUGGCUAUCAACUUUGAAGCACUUUCACCUGGUCCCGAAAUGGGAAGUCCGUGGCAGCGUGUGGAGGCUGUUGACCAGUUCGUUGUCUUUAGACGUCCGUCUUCUGCGGACGCAAACGGUGCUCGCGUUCCUGUGCUUGAUGUAAUGUGUGAAGGAACACUUGAUGCCAGUAUUGAGGAGGUAGCUAGAGUUCUCCGGACGAGGUCUGAAGUCGAUAUUGCGAGCACAAUGCAAGGCCUUUACUCGAAAAACUUCAUUUUUGGAUCUUUUGACCGUGAUAUUCCAUGCUCGAUGAAACAACCUCAGCAAAAUGAAGACGAUUUGGAUAGUGAUACAAGUGAGCAGCUCAGUGUAAAGACUAUGAGCUUCACACGGUCGAACUUCUUUGGCCGGAAUGAGCAGUGGUGUUUCUCCGAUUUUUUUCAGCGAAAGAAAGAGCGAGAUGGGUUCACCAUUUCCCAGCGUGCGUUGCCAUCGAUGGAGCCAACACCGGGUCGAAUUCUAGGAAAUGAUGCUCGUGUUGAUCAGCUAUAUGGGUUAAAUGCGUCAUAUUUAGUUGAACAACUUCCAAACCGGGAAGGACUUCGUGUCGUGUACAAUACGUGGUUUGAAAGUGUGUCGAACAUGAAGUUAUCGACUGCAAGUAGCUGUAGUAGUGGGUCGAGUCGAAAGAGUGGACGGUUGCAUAGCUCUGGAUUGAAUGCGUUGUUAACCUCGAGUUCAUUAAGCUCGAUCGAUAAUGAGACAGCUAAAAAAGCCCAAUUGCGUCGGCUAUUGUCCCUUGCUCGAGGCAUCACCAAGCUUCCACAACUUAUCCGUCAUCGUCGAUUUGGGAUUCAAGUGCCGGCGGAUCUUGACGCUAUACAGGUAGCUAACACACGAUGUCCAUGCUGCACCCACAGCCUGGCUACAGUCAAACUGUCGCUGUCGAUGGCAGCUUCCGCUAUCGCAAAGAGAAGCUUUCGGUCACUUCAAAUAGACACGAGGAGAUGCUACCUUUGCGGAUAUUUCGUCUGUAUUAACUGCUGGUGUGCUGAGUAUAUGGAGAGCACAAACAGACGCGUGGCGGCCAUUGUGGUGUGUACGAGAUGUCAUGCUUGUGUUCAAACAUGCGAUUACUCGGAAGUUUGCUCGUCCGACAAUAAUAUUAAUCACCUCGGCCCAGUAAAGGUUGUCGAAGACAAGCCUGGCGAUUCUGCAGCCCCUUUGCUCACAUCUUUUCUCGAAGCUUCGUUGAUGAAUGCUUCUGCAGAUGGAAGUGAUCGUGCUGCCAUCCUCGGCGUUGUUCGAAUACUUCUCCGAGAAAGCAAAGCUAACUAUAUCAAAGGUGACAAUUUUUUAUAUGACGAAGGCCGUCACAGCGACCGCGAAAAUCAAAACGAUGUCGCUACCGUGGAAAGAUUUGGGAAAUUUAUGAGCGACAUAAACCAGUUACCAGCAUUAGAGUCUUGCGUGUUGGCCAGCGCAGAGCGGCGUAAUUAUUUGAUGGAGUUGUCGGACGAUCGGGCAACUAUGGUGCCAUCCAGUGUAAUUCCACGCCACGACACCUCCCGUCUUAAGGCUGCUAAUGACAAGGGCUUGUUGCUACUAGCAUACCAGUUAGCACCUCUACAUCCACCUGGAUCGUUUGAUAAAAUGUGCGAUGUUCGUGAUCUCGAUUUGCUCUGCCAGCUAGCAUUGCUUGCAACGGGAUGUACCGAUGCAUUUGUGACGGUCAUGGGUGUGCAGCACAACCACAUUCUAGCUGCUUCGAAUCCCGUUUUUCAACAUACUGUCAUUCCUCGAGAACAUGCCAUCUGCCAACACACUAUAUUGACUACUCGACCUUUUCUGGUAACGCACCCAGAAGCAGAUGUGCGUUUUCACAAAUUGGAAUCCGUCAAGGCGUUAUCAAUCCGUUAUUACGUCGGGUUUCCAGUGACAGUGCGAAUACUUGACGAAACUGGAGAAUCUGAGACCGAGAUAGCCGUGGGCACCUUAUGUUGCACUGAUCCAACUGCUCGUGCUGAGCUUACGCGCUCUCAAUACGCAACCAUGAAGCGUCUUUCAGACACAGCAUCUAGAUUGAUUCAACUAAAGGGGCAGCAACUUUUACGGCAAGUGAACAAGGAAUGA